AAACAAACCAGAGAGGGUCGGCUCAGGUGUCCCGAGUGACAUUUUGUUACAUAAAAUAAUCUGUGGAAAAACCGGGUUGUAAACAGCGCACGAGGAGCCGCCACCAAACCAAACCACGUGAUCAAAUGCGGAAAUUGUCCGAUCGGGAAAGUGUAGCGUAGAAAAGAGGGGAGUGGAGGCUCUGGUGUACGUCUGUGUUUUGAGCUGCUGCUGCUGCUGCUGCUGGUGACACUAGCUGGACUUUCCUGAACCAAACAGCACGUCCACACUCACCCCAUCGGUUAUCUGCUCACUUAGAGGCACCAGUGUCACCUGUCGGGAAUCAAAGUAAGGGUUGUUCUGAGGUCAGACUGCUGAGAUGACAAGGCUGUGACAGUGUGUGUCCAAGUGUGUCGGUACUGGACCAAUUCCUGUGACAUGGCUGCUGCUAAGAAGAGUUGUGCGAAGGCAGGAGGCGUGCGCUUCUCAGAGAUGCCCCCCGCUGCUGGAGCCCCAUCACAUGUUCACUUUGACGAAAAGCUGCAUGACUCCGUUGUCAUGGUGACUCCAGAGGACGAUGGCAACUUCAUGGUGAAGGUUGGCUUCCUGAAGACGCAGCACCGGUAUGAAGUAGUGUUCACCUUGCCCGAGGUCCCAGCUCUGGGGAAGGACGUGUGUCCAGCACCAGUGCCUAGUCCACACCUCCGGAUCACUGAUAUCACACCGGCACCAGAGGGAGGUCUGAAGGUGACGUGUGAGUACAUGGCCCAGCAGGAGGGCGUUCUGUGUGAGGAGGUGCUGCUGCUGAGCGAGACCAACGAGGACGUCUGUGUUAAAGUCAAAGUUCACGCCAGAGUCAUGGAUCGUCACCAAGGUACACCCAUGCUGCUGGAUGGCGUCCGCUGCAUUGGGGUGGAGUUGGAGUACGACUCUGAGCAGAGCGACUGGCAGGGAUUCGACUAACCCUGUAGUUCCUGCUCCUGUUCCACCUGAAGCACGCGCACACACACACACACACACACACACACACACACACACACACACACACACACACACACACACACACACACCUGACAUCAUAGAACUGUACAACCACCAAAUUUAACACACACCAAAUAGGAAACAGCAUACACACAGAUGAUGUAGUGCCACGUAAUGUACAUACAGCAAGUGUUCACUGUUGGAUUCUAACAUACAGAAACAUUCCUCUGCUGCAGCUUUCACGACAUCAACAGCAUCUGAACAGUCAGUUUCCUCCAGCUCACCUUUUGUCACCACGCUUCUGUUGUUAACCUGUGUUUCCCUCACUUGCACCUCUAGAGAGCAGCAGCGCUCUUUGAAUCAGUGCAGCCUCAGAUCUCUUCUCACCGCCUCCUGUGCUCCAGUUCACUCUGUCCCUGACGUGCAAACUGAACCCCAGGUGAGGCGGUAAAUAAGGGCUCUUUUAUUAAUUAGGUAGCUUACAAUUGAAUCUAUGGGAAGGAAUAUAAAUCUGCACAAAUCAGGGAAAAAUGUUGAAGUGAUAAGCAAAGCUGAGCCUGUAAUGCCUCUGUGAAACCACAGGGGGGCGCUGCAGACCGCUGUAUGUAAAGCUCCUCCAGUGUGCAGGCUGUUUUUGGUGCUGCAGUGUGGACACAGUCUCCAUUUAAAGGAAAAAUCCAACCAGGGCACCCUUACCCUGUUAUAUAUCUUUCAGUAUACGAGGUUCAUGUUGCGAUAUAUUACUUACAAAGUUUACAAAUUUUCUGCAUUUGCAUGGAAAUCCCAAGUAACGUGUGUGGAUUUAUUUCAACAUUUACAGCAGCAGCAAUGAGAAGAGAGGCUUUCCUCUGAAGGAAACAUGUGCUCCGGCUGUAUGGCGUUAAUCUAUUGAGGUAUUUUUCUGGAUUGGACCUACCUGUAUACAUUCGUGCAAGCAAGUGCAUCUAGAAAGACGUACUUUGCCUUUUGUUUUGAGGAACUGACAAAAUCUGAGGCUUGCAGACUGUGUUUGAGAUUUCUGAACAACCCAGUCAGCACAAGAAAAUGAUGGCAUUGUACAUUUCUGCAAACCACAGAUACAUUUUUAUUUCAGAGGUAUCAUAUCAUGCCUCUAAAGAGCUCUGAUUACUGUAAAACUUCAGUUAAACGCCCAGUCCCUUUUACUAGCCUGGUAUGGCUACACAUUGUGACAAAUAAAGGCCUGUCUCAAUUAGAGGCCUGGUCUGGUUGCCAAGCAGUUGGCUACCUCAAAUUAUGCAUCCAUUCCUCGAUUACUCUGUAAGUUAUUCAUAUUCCUUCAGUCCGUAAGGGUCCUCAGAUCUAAAGAAUCAAAACGGUUUUUCAUAGAAAUGAAUCCAAGUUGUGAUAAUUUGUUUGAAGUGCUGCUAGGUGCCGUAGUCCUUGAGUGCUGUAACUCGUUCUGUCUGUCAGAGCUAGAUCAAAUGAAUCAUUCAUAACUGAUAAAUUAUCUGAAGCCUAAUUUUUAUGCAAGUACAAUUCAUCCUGGUUUAAAUAAACCGUUUUAAUGUAGUUUUGUGUGAAAGGAAUUAAAGGCCUGUCCCAAAUAUAGGCCCCUUGAGUUCGGUUAUUUAAGCAAAUAAUAGCCCGGGCUACUAAUUUAAGUUUUACGGUAUGUCUAUAUGAGAUGACUUUGUUACCUGAAGGUGGAGGGGAUGGAGGAUGGCCUGACAUCAAGGUGCAGACAGCAGCAGACCACAGUUCGAGACCUACAGACCAAAAAUUGGGUGUUGUAAAGCGAGACAUCAGAAGCAUUUCAAGCAGCAAAAGCAGGCAUUCAAGCCAAAACGUGAUCUUUUCCGAACCACAACCAAUUUGUUUUUGUGCCUAAACAUAGCCAGAUGUUAACUAGUGUCGUUUUUUUGUCAUUUAAACAGUCUAUUACAGCAACAGAUGCAUCCAGAUGUACUUCAGUGUCAUGGGCCCUUAAUAUGCUUGAACCACGGUGUUGUUGAAGUGUAAAGACACGUAAAAUUUCAACACCUCCACCACAUAACAAUGUGUAAAAUCUGUGGUUUUGAAAAGUGUACAAAGCCAAAGUUUAUUCUGAUGACUAAGUUGUUCUGAAACACUUUUCUACUGCAAAACUUUUUUGUCGUUAAACUGCAAAUGUUUGACUUUAUUUGCUGUGAAUUUUAAAAACCAAACAGCAAGAUUUAAUCAGAAAUGGUGGCUGUUUGUGAGGGUUUUAAACAGAGCGAGUUAAAAUGACAAAAAUUCUCUGAAUCCAGUUUUGCAAAUACGGGGAUUUCUUUCAUCUCUCUGUUUUGUUGUCUUUGUAAAUUUAAUAUCUUUGAGUUUAUGAUCGUUGUUCCAACAAAACAAGACAUUUGAGGACAUUUUUUCUGUAUUCCUGGUGUCUUUAAACCCAAAUUAUUAACCCUGUAAUCAAGAAGUAACCAUUAGAUUAAUCAACACUGAAGAGUGUUCUGGGUGGAUUUUUCCUUUAAGAAGACCUGCUGCAGCCGGUCCAGAUGAGUUUCUUUCUUUCUUCAUGAAGCCUUCAGAACACACGUGCGAUGCAAAGUGCCUUUCAUUGUACCCUGCCGUCCUGUUUCUCCUGUAACUUGAGCCUGGUGUGGUUUCAUCAUCUCCUGUCACACACUGUACCCUCCAGACGAACACAGGGACCAGUGUGGGGCCCACUGUUUGUUGUCUCUCCCCUCUCCCUCCACCGGCUUGCCUCAGACAGGUGUAUAUCUGACUCCCAUCACUCCUCUGGCAGUGCGAGUGCAGCUCAGAGAGAGUCGACAGGUUGUAAAUGAGUUUAAUCACCUGUCAGCUCUGCUUCAUUUACAUUGUGCCAUGAUGUGGCUGCACUGUCGUCUCCCCUCUUUUUACAGACUCCUGACAUUCUGUGCGAAUCGACAUGUUUUGUUUCUGUCAAACCCUCCUGAAUACAUCAGCCUUAAAGGAAGUGAUUCUGUGUGUAACUUCUCAGUAGAUUUCAGAGUAGAUUUAUUAGCUGUUUGCUUGUGAUAGGUCAAAGUUUGUUUCUUCUUCUUGGUGUUAAACUGAAACGCUCGUUAGGUUACUGUUUCGAGAAUGUAGCAGUUUAUUUGUUGACGUCUCUCUUCUGUGUGUGUGGUUUGUAUUUUUUAAUGUCAAAAACCGAAUAAAAAUGAGUGUGAGUUUU
Epinephelus moara (kelp grouper) is the source of this 4114-nucleotide messenger RNA. RefSeq names its product adipose secreted signaling protein (gene adisspb). The record is from RefSeq and is a predicted model, not a curated record. Bases 418 to 942 code for a protein of 174 amino acids. The transcript is spliced from 6 exons. Lineage: Eukaryota; Metazoa; Chordata; Actinopteri; Perciformes; Serranidae.